This is a messenger RNA of Syzygium oleosum, 2232 nucleotides long. RefSeq lists its product as uncharacterized. The transcript has 4 exons. The coding region runs from base 242 to 2038 and encodes 598 amino acids. The record is from RefSeq and is a predicted model, not a curated record. Lineage: Eukaryota; Viridiplantae; Streptophyta; Magnoliopsida; Myrtales; Myrtaceae. Gene Ontology annotation, molecular function: protein binding.
AGAGAGAGAGAGAGAGAGAGAAUCUAUGGCGGUUUGCCAGCUGUGAAGUUGCAGGAUCCACCAAAAAGAUCACUCUCUCUCUCUCUCUCUCUCUUCUCUGACCUUGAGACCCACGGGAGACGACGUGCUCCUGCUCCUGCUCGUGCAUGGCUUCUUGAGUGAGCAGCGCGUGUCGAUCGGCGACGAGGAGGAGGAGGAGGAGGAGCCGCCAUUCCCUUCCCUUCCCUUCCCUUCCCUUCCCAUGGUCGAUCGCUCCUCCGCCUACAACGGCUCGUUCAGGGGCGGCGGGGCUACCAAGGCGACGCCGCUCAUGGCGGCUUCUCCUUACUUGGGCGGCGGCGGCGAGAAGAAGCCCUGGUGGCUCACCAACCGCAAGAUUGUGGAUAAGUGCAUUAGAGAUGCUAGGAACCUCAUCGCCACUCGAGAGUGGAGCGAGGUUGCUUCCGCGAUAAGCCUCUUGGAUUCGGCAUUGGCCCUGUCGCCUCGCCUCGAGCUCGCCCUCGAGCUCAAGGCGAGGUCGCUGCUCUUCCUCAGGCGGUUCAAGGACGUCGCCGAUAUGCUCCAGGACUACAUUCCCAGUCUCAAGAUGGCGAGCGACGACACCGGUUCCGUUGCCUCCGACGGCUCCUCCCAGCAGCUGUCCAAGGAGCAAGCCAAGCUCCUCUCCGGUUCUUCCGAUUCGUCCAGCCGGGAUCCGAGUUUCAAGUGUUUCUCCGUCUCGGAUUUGAAGAAGAAAGUCAUGGCUGGGCUGAGUAAAAGUUGCGAUAAGGAAGGUCAAUGGAGGUACUUGGUUCUGGGUAAAGCGUGCUGCCAUUUGGGCCUAAUGGAGGACUCUCUGGUACUUCUGCAAACAGGAAAACGCUUGGCUACUGAUGCGUUCCGACGUGAGAGCGUGUGCUGGUCCGACGACAGCUUCUCUUUUCCUGAAUUGCCGAGCUUUAGUGAAACAAUCGCCGCGAAAAAGGCCAACCCGCGGCCGACUGAAUCGGCAUUAGACUCCAUCAACCAACUCCUGAGCCGCGUGAAAUUCCUCCUUCGCCGCCGUACAGCUGCUCUUGCCGCUCUCGAUGCUGGCCUCUACUCUGAGGCCAUACGCCACUUUACCAAAAUCGUCGAUGGAAAAUAUGGGGCUCCUCAGGGAUUCCUUGCUCAAUGCUACCUGUACCGUGCCUCUGCUUACCGCUCGGCUGGAAGGAUCGCGGAAUCCAUUGCUGAUUGUAAUCGGACACUUGCACUUGACAACAGCUGCAUUCAAGCCCUGGACACCAGAGCUUCGCUGCUAGAAGCAAUAAGGUGCUUGCCAGAUUGUCUGCAUGACCUGGAACACUUGAAACUUCUAUACAAUACAAUCCUGCGCAACAGGAAACUCCCGGGCCCUGCUUGGAAACAGUACAAUGUGCGUUAUGCUGAAAUUCCGGGCAAGCUGUGUCUUCUCACAACAAAAAUCCAAGAGUUGAAGCGAAGGGUAGCUUCGGGUGAGACUGGAAAUGUAGACUACUAUUCUUUGAUUGGGUUAAGGCGGGGUUGUUCGAGGUCUGAACUGGAGAGAGCAUAUCUGUUGCUUUCUCUGAGACACAAGCCCGAUAGGGCUAUAGAUUUCUUGGACCGGUGUGAGUUUGCUGAUGAUUUCAAUCUCGACUCAGUCAAGGACCGUGCAAAGGUCUCAGCUGUGUUGCUGUAUAGACUGCUUCAGAAGGGUUAUGCCCGUGUUAAGGCUACGAUCACAGAAGAGGAAGAAGCGGAGAAACAGAGAAAGAAGAUUGCAGCUGCACUGCAAGCAGAACAAGCAUCGAUUCAAGCAAAACAAUGCCAUGAAGCCAAACCAGAGACAAAACCCAACACAAUCACCAUCCCAAAACCAUUAGACAAUACGGCCCCUGUUCAGAUCGACUCAGGCCGUGCCAAUACAAAAACAUCUAUUGAUGCAUCAGUCUAUCAAGGAGUGUUUUGCCGUGAUCUGGCUGCGGUGGGAAGUUUGUUGUCUCAAGUCGGGUUUAACCGUCCACUUCCAGUGAAAUAUGCUGCAUUGAGCUGCUGAUUAUGUUACAAGAUUUAGCUUAUAUAUAGUUCUAUCGAUGUCGCCCAACGGGCAAUUCUGGUUCAAAAUUUCUUUGUACAGAUGGGGCAUCGUAGGAUUACCGGAAAAUUUUGCACCUUCCUCUUUCUUUCCUUCCUCAUCAAUCCGCCUGUACAGAGAUGUUCAUCAUUCAAUACUACCCACUUCCCUUCUCC